Molecule: messenger RNA, 372 nt
Organism: Caenorhabditis briggsae
Lineage: Eukaryota; Metazoa; Nematoda; Chromadorea; Rhabditida; Rhabditidae
Exons: 2
Coding region: 1-372 (123 amino acids)
Cellular component (GO): extracellular region
Molecular function (GO): hormone activity
Source: RefSeq, a predicted model, not a curated record
AUGCAAUUCUCGAAGAUCUUCCUCUUCUUCUUUGUUUUCGUCGUCGUGUCUUCGUUCGCCCUCAAGGCCUCCUCGUUCACCUUGGACCAGGCCAAAUCAGAUCUCAAGGUCAUCGAACACGAUGUCGAGGAAAUGGAGGAAAAGGAAGCUAAGAUCUACGCUGAGAUGUUCGAAGAGAUCUUUGUUCUCAAGCAAUACGCCAGAAACCUGAGGGGAAGAAGAGGGGUAAAAUGUGGCUCAAAAGUUCUCGAAAAAGUGAUUCAAAUAUGCGGAGACUUCAGUUCUAACACAGGACGUGACAUUGCCACCCACUGUUGUUCCCAUGUCUGCACGGAUGAGUAUUACAAGAAAAACGUCUGCCCACAGAAGUGA